Molecule: messenger RNA, 475 nt
Organism: Nematolebias whitei (Rio pearlfish)
Lineage: Eukaryota; Metazoa; Chordata; Actinopteri; Cyprinodontiformes; Rivulidae
Product: serine-rich and transmembrane domain-containing protein 1
Exons: 2
Coding region: 53-388 (111 amino acids)
Cellular component (GO): intracellular membrane-bounded organelle
Source: RefSeq, a predicted model, not a curated record
UUCUGGCAGCUCCAGUAGACGAGAAGAAAGGAUCUCCUGCAGGUCAGCCAGGAUGUCAGGAAUGGAUGUUCUGAUGGAUCAGAAUGAGACGGGAAUCACUCCGAUGGACGAGACUUUCCUCCGUUUGUCCCCGACGUCUGCCUCCAUGUCGGCGGCCGCCUCCUCUCCGGGACAUCAGGGCAACGUUUACGUGUACGUGUGGCUCUUCCUCGGCCUGCUGGUGUUUCUGCUGACGCUGCUCGUCAUCUCUCUGCACAGGCUGAAGAACAUCAUCUCCUCUUCCUCUUCUGUCCCCGACUGCAGCAGUGAGGGAGGGAGCUCCUUCACCAACAUGGAGAUCUGCAGCGUCUCGUCCACCGUCUCUGCACUCUCCACCUCAGGGAGCUAGGACCGAGCUCUGACAGACUAGAAGCUCCACGCUGUUCUUUGUGGAUGCUUGUGUGCAAAACACAGGCAAGCAUGUGAUCACACAAAG